Molecule: messenger RNA, 1677 nt
Organism: Linum tenue
Lineage: Eukaryota; Viridiplantae; Streptophyta; Magnoliopsida; Malpighiales; Linaceae
Source: the annotation of a GenBank genome assembly
CAGCUAGCGGCUUUGCUGAACGUAAUUUCGUCAGACGUUGCUCGUUCGUGAUUUGCGCAUCCAUUUUGACUGUCCCAAUUUUCUACAUUUCGACUGAAUCAAAUAUCCAGGGUGCCGGAUUUGCUGCUACAUAGGAGCUCAAAUUAGAUAUACUCUGGCUUGCCCGGAAUGUCGGGCUCCUCUUCUUCGGAUACUCCUUCUUCGUCAUCGUCUUCGGCAAUAAGAGCUUGGAGGACUGCCUUUCUGACUCUCCGGGACGAAACCCUAACGAGCAGCCCUAAAUCGAAGUCAAUAACGCAACUUCUCAAUGAUCUCAUUUUCUCUCAUUUCCGGGCUCUCAUGUCUGCCGCCCCCGACCUUCCUCCUCACGAGGUGACCUCUGAUCUGCUGUUCUUAAUGGAACUGGCUGCAAGUUCUCCAGGCGGCCAAGAUGUGUCACCUAUCUAUGUUUAUGUUUCCUCUUUGGUGCAUGAUAUUUGCAAGCUUCAACGUGUGACUCUUCAAUUGAAUUCUUCUUCUUGGGUUGUUGUGAUCAACUGUUUCUCCGCUAUGGUGCACUUCUUCCUCGGCCAAGCUGGUUCCAGACCCCAAUUUUCGUUGGGGCACGCUGUGGAAUGCUUGGGGACCGUAAGAUGUCUGGCCUCCAUCUAUCAGCCGAAAAGUUUGCUAUCAGAUGAUGUCCACUUGGCAAAGUUUCUUCUCGGAGUAAUUGAAAGUUAUCAUGCUCAGUGCCUGUUGUCAACUUGCACGAGCACCAGUGAAAAUGUUGCGGUCUCAACUGGCAAGAGGUUAUCUAAAAGCAGUCAGUUGUGGGAAGUUCCAACAGCCGCAUUUACUUUGCUCAGUGAAGCAUUCACAAGAAUCGGGUCUUCGUUCCCCACUUAUAUUUGGCAAUCUGCUAUGGAGGUCAUUAGGAAAGUGAUGGACGUCUUACUGUCUCAGAACUUCCUUGUUGAAGGUGCUCCUGCGACAAGGUUUUUAGAAUUUAUCCGUCUGAACCUAAUAACAAUAGAUGCACUUAAACACACAUUACAGUGCACAACCUUAUGGCUUUGAUUCUGUAAUUCAUGUGCACUACAAGUAUGAUGAUGCACUUUUUUGCAGGUUUUAUGCUCCGCUCCUUGGAUUUCUACAUCUGGUUCUUACCAAUGCUAAGGGUUUUCAAAAUGACCAUGUUCCUGCUUUUGUGGCAACUUUGCGAAUGUUCUUUACGUAUGGCCUGUCACAACCCUUAUACUCCACUAAUGCUGGCACACAUAAGAAUGCUGCUAAAUUGAUUUCAGAAGACACUAAGAAAGAGCGUAUUCCGUAUCGCCCUCCUCACCUGCGCAGAAAGGAAAAUGUAAACAUGAAGCAGCUUAAAGCUCAGGAAUUAUCUUGUUCCUCACUUCCUCUGAUCAAGAGUCUUUUGCAUUGGAACUUAUUUCAUCAGAUUCAGAUUGCAGUGACAGUGAUGGAUCUGUUAAAGAUAAUGAUACUAUUAAAAGUUCAAAAGUCAGGACUGCUGCUAUAGUUUGCCUACAAGAUCUUUGUCUAGCUGAUCCCAGAUCCUUUACCACUCAGUGGACUAUGAUUUUGCCUACAACUGACGUACUAGAAACAAGGAAGUUUGAAGCUACUCUGUUGACUUGCUUGCUGUUUGAUCCUUAUUUGAAGGUACGGAUGGCAUCCGCAUCC